UUCGCUACACAUUAAAAUGUCGUGGAUCUUUUUGCAGACAUUAUUAGUAUUGACAUAUUAGCCUAUUAGUUUGCCGCAAAUAUAAACCCAAAACGACUGAGAGCUAUUAUUUUUACUGACGUUCAGCGUUAUAUUUUAUUCAAAUUAACGUGGCGUAUUGAAAGCAACACUAAUGUAACACUAGCUACACGUUUUCCCGAGGAAAAUUGAAUAUCCAUUGUGGUUAUAUUUGAGGACGCCGUGCUUCGACGUGGGAAUAACAACAACUGGCCAUGCUUUAUCAUCAUAUUCUCCGAACAUGCUUGAUACCUAGCCGAACGGCGGUCCAUCUCGGAGGAUUGCAACUUGUUUGCAGAGUCCAGAGAGCUCUGUGUACCGGAAGUGACGAAGUACGACUGGCGGAAGUGGCCAGUCAGAAAUAUGGCCGGCCAGCUGCUACAAUCUUCUCCAAAGUGAUUGACAAAAGCCUCCCCGCAGAUAUCAUAUAUGAGGACGACAAGUGUUUGGCUUUUAGGGACAUCAGUCCACAGGCUCCUGUUCAUUUCCUUGUUAUCCCAAAGAUGCUCAUUCCCAGGAUAAGUCAAGCCAGUGAUGAUGACGCUGAGCUCUUGGGGCAUUUACUGGUCGUGGCCAAGAAGGUGGCAAAGCAGGAAGCUCUGACAGAAGGUUAUCGAGUGGUCAUCAACGAUGGCAAACAUGGUGCUCAGUCCGUCUACCAUCUUCACCUGCACGUGUUGGGAGGCAGACAGAUGACAUGGCCGCCAGGAUAAAUGCUUCCAUCCAUACAUCCAAACUUACAUAUACGCAUCUAUUACUGGGACAUGUUGACAACAUGCAUUGUGAGUAUAUUUUCUCUACUUAUGUCAGCUAAAUAUCAAAAAUAAAAUAGAUUAAAAACCCUUACAAAAUGGUGACAUAUUUUUGUCCAGUAACAAUACAGUAUCAUUUGUCUUGUAUUUUCAUGUGAUAACUAGCAAACCUAAAGACUGACUUACUCAAUAGUGACAUUAACUAAAAUAACUGCUAAAUGACAAACUAGUAGAAUAGCUAGUAAAGGAAACAUAUGAGCCGAGUUUGCACUUCUCUCUCAUGAAAAUUAGAUUAUAGUUGCUCCAAUUAUUGAGAAGGUUGUUGUAAUAAAUUUUAACCAACUACAUAAGCAAUUGGCCCAUGUUCAGAUCCAAACUAGUGGGCACAAAAUGGUAAUUGGCUCAAAUUUAAUAAUAUUUCUCAAUAUAUCUUCUACACACAUAAAUAGUGAAUGAGAAUGAUCUAUUUAAACACAAGUUGCAAGUGCAAAACAGUCUUCGACAAAACGUAUCCUUUUUUCUUGUACUAAAGUUGACAUUGAUUUGCGGCUUCAACAAUCAUUGACACGACUGCAGUGUCAUGUGCGGUCAUGUGCGGUCAUGCGCUUGUGUGUGUGUGUCUCCACGUGUGUCUCUUAAUUACGGAAAUAAAAUUUAUGGUGAAAGAA
Syngnathus typhle (broad-nosed pipefish) is the source of this 1477-nucleotide messenger RNA. RefSeq lists its product as uncharacterized. Gene Ontology annotation, cellular component: mitochondrion; cytoplasm. The record is from RefSeq and is a predicted model, not a curated record. The coding region runs from base 273 to 770 and encodes 165 amino acids. The transcript has 5 exons. NCBI's taxonomy places the organism in Eukaryota, Metazoa, Chordata, Actinopteri, Syngnathiformes, Syngnathidae. Gene Ontology annotation, molecular function: hydrolase activity.